Molecule: messenger RNA, 3899 nt
Organism: Aedes albopictus (Asian tiger mosquito)
Lineage: Eukaryota; Metazoa; Arthropoda; Insecta; Diptera; Culicidae
Exons: 2
Coding region: 1615-3894 (759 amino acids)
Molecular function (GO): zinc ion binding; nucleic acid binding
Source: RefSeq, a predicted model, not a curated record
UACCAUUGUGGAAUAAAAUCCCUUAUUGUUUGCCGUAUAAAAAUGCAUAAAGAUAAAUGAUACGAAGAUUAUAGCUUGUUCCUAAUUUUUAUUGUUAGUAUUGUUUUGCUGUUAUUUGUAUUUUCAAUAAAGGUUAAUAAAAUCUGAGCUAGAAAGAUAAAUAGAAGCAUGCACACCAAAUAAAUUUAUAAUAAAAUUAAAACUGUCAAUUCAAAUCUAAAGUUAAGAACAUAAUUUGUAAACAGUUAGGUACACUACACAAUACACUCUUCAAAUGCUGCAUGGGGCAAAUUUACGAGUCUUGUCGCGAGAUGGAGAAAGGACCACGAAUAGAGAAAGGAAAAGGAGGUAUAAUAGGGAAAAGGUUUAGCUACUGGGUUCGGUAUUGUAGAUAGCUCUCUUUUCCACAUCGUUCGUCAACACGUUAAGACGUUGAGCUAAACCCUGUGAUACUUUUGAAAAAGUUACUGCACAAAUUAUCAGUGCACAUCCAUUCAGUGCUAUAGUGUGGAAAAUACCGUAUUUGCAUAAGCAGAAAGGAUCAGGACCCAAUAGCGCUUACCUAAAGUCGACUGGACACCAGGAGACACGUAAACCAGCUCCUAGUGGUCCUAGGGACGGUAGGACUCGUCCCCGAAGCUAACCUCGAAUAGGGACGUGAACCUUCCACAUUCUGGGCGACCCAACCCUAGUUUACCGCCAAGUCAACGGCAAAGGGGUGUCCAGUGCCCAGCGAGUUUCCAGAGUUUAAGCGAAUCCCCGGACGACCGACCAGAUACACCCGGAAGUCGACCUCCGACUGGUGUCCAUGAGGCCCGUCGAACCCUGUCUCCCGGUUCUACAGAUUCCUCGCAUCCCCUACCGCAGCUACUGCCGGCCGGCCAACUACACCACUACACCCAACCAUUGUAAGUUUAGCAUGAAUAAAAGACAGUUAAUGAUAGUUCUUUGUGUAUGCCUUGAUUGAUUUCUUGAUUAGCCAAACGUACGAAGCCGACCCGACCGUUAAAGGUCUCGAGCUCAAGCUUGCUGGCUCCUAGGUCUCUGUUAGGAAUCCGUCCCUCGAGGACGUGACAAUUGGCGCCCAACCUAAAAUUGAAGCUAAUCAAGGAUUCAACAUGUGCAACGUUUUUCUAUAGAGUGUGCAAAACAGGUUAGUUAGGUUACGGCAAGUGGUGAGGAUUGAGUGAGAUAAUGGUAACACUUUAGUUUCGGGGUAUCGUUACGGAAUUCAUUAAGCCAUUCUACUAGUGCGCGUACACUUACAAAAGUUGAAAUUCUUUGCGUCUUUGUACCAAACAGCGGGAGUAAGUUUGCGCAGAAGUGAAGAAAAUUAUUGGUUAUUGGGUCUUGAUUCUACCAAAUGAUCUGAACAACGAGUGUUUCGGAUCAAAACGAUUGAUUUUGAUUGAUUUGGUGAAUGAGUCUGCCGAGAACAAAUUUUCGAGGUGGAUCGAUUAAAUAGGAAUUUUCAAAACGCUGCUUCGCGAUAGCAUUACUAUUUUUUUCUCAAUUGCUUUCUAGUAAGCUAUCGGAUAUUAGUCUUUUUUCAAUUUUUUUUCCAUAAAAAUCCUUCGCGAGAACCAAAUAUAGAAUAAUUAAUUAAUAGUCAUAAUGGAUUUACGAAGGCUCUACAAGAUGAUGGAUGUGUCUCAUCUUUCCAUGGAUGAGGUUGAACACGAACUGCUAAUGCGGAAUAUGAUGUAUGGACUGGACGAGCAUGAGAGCAUUAAGCGGAGAAAGUUGAAAGAUAGGAUGAAGCAGGAGCGUGAAAAGAACAUUUUCGUAGCCGCUCCCAUUUGGAGAUCGGUUCCUGAAGAGAUUGAGAUUGUAAGGGCUAAGCUUUCAGUCAUCAGUGGAUUGUUAGACAAUCCGAGAGCCGACGCUCGUCAAAGAGAGAAGUUGUGCACUCGGUUGGUACAUUAUCGUGUCCGAAUCUACAUGAUUUUGAAGUCGCCGGGAGCAGAUAAACAUGUAAAUGAGAUUACGGAUCUGGGUAAACAGGCUAAACAGAUCUUCCGAAAACAUUUUCCUGAAAUGGAACCUGUUAGUGAGCUUCAACUUGAACCCGUUCGGUUAGAAUCGGAAAUUGAUCAAGCCUUAGAGGAAGUCAGAAGCGAAAUCGAAAUUCUUAACGUUACAGCUACGGGUAAUGAGGUAGAAGAGAAGGCCGUACAAACCGAAGCGCGCGGGGGUGUGAAAAAGAAAUCCAUUCAGUUUAAAAAGCAGGAAUUAGAAGCGUCAAUGAAGCGUUGUGAUGAGAUUCUGGGUGUGCUAACAGGAUACGAGGAAGGCAAGCAGGAAAGUGUGAAGGAUGUACUUCAUCACUUCAAAAAUUUUGUUCUUAAUACCACGCAGCAACAAAAAGAGAUGAGGGAAAGGGAAAUUGCUCUAGAAGAGAAACGAAUGAAAGAGGCUGAAGAGAAUAUUGAGCGUAAGAAGAGAUUAGAGAAGCUUUUGAUCACUCUGAAUGAUCAAAUUAAGGCAAAUCAGGAGAAUAUCAGUAGAAGUGUAGGAGAGGUACAGCUAGGAGAGAUCCCUGGAGGGGAAGCAACAUCAGAAGAACUCAAUUCCAGAGAUGAUCGUAUUUUGCAACCGACUAAGGCAGACGAAGCAACAGUUUCUAAAAUGCUGUCGUCGGAAGAGAGUAGUACAGAAUUGAGAGCAGAAAGGUCGAAAAAGAUAAAAUCGGUAAGAGAGAAGGAACAAGAGAAAAGAACGGGUGGGAGAAGGGAGAAAUCCCGACGGACCCUACCAGUGAAAUCUAGCAAAAAGCGUCACCGAAAGGUGAGCUUUUCUUCGAUUACGACGAGCACUAGCACGUCUAGUAGCUCACGCACAUCCAGUAGCUCAGAAGCUUCAACCGAUUCUUCCUCGGAAAGUUCUGCUAGUACGAGUGAAUCAGACGAACGUAGGAAGAAAAAGCACAAGAAGGUUAGGAAAGCUAGGAAGAGUUUAAGGCGUAUUCCAGUUUCCGAAUGGAAGCUCAAGUAUGACGGAAGGGAUCAGGGACGACGGUUGGCAGAGUUUCUCAAAGAAGUUAAGAUGCGGUGUAAAUCGGAGGACGUAUCCGACAGUGAGCUUUUUCGCAGCGCGAUCCAUUUAUUUGCCGGACGUGCUAAGGACUGGUUUAUGGAGGCCUAUGAAAACCAUGACUUCCACAGCUGGUCAGGGUUGAAAAGGGAACUCAAGCGAGAAUUCCUACCGCCCGAUUUAGAUUUUCAAAUUGAAAUUCAAGCCACCGGUCGUCGCCAGGCUCGAGGAGAAAAAUUCGUGGAUUACAUGCACGAUAUGCAGAAGCUUUUUCAGUCGAUGACGAAGCCGAUUUCCGAGCGGCGUAAGUUCGAAAUCAUAUGGCGUAACAUGAGAUUCGACUAUAAAAACGCUUUAACGGGAGCAGGGGUAAAAUCUCUUUCCAAGUUGAAGAAAUACGGGCGAAUUGUCGAUGAGAACAACUGGAAUAUGUUUCAGAAACCGAGUGAAAGCUCGAAUCGUCCCAAAACUCAUCAGCUUAAUGAGAUUUCAGCCACAAACAACUCGAAAUUUAAGCCAACUUCUAGUCAGGGCGACAACACGCGAACUUUCUUCAAAAGUAAGCCAAAGAGCAAAACCGACAAUGAAAAUAGGAAACAGGAGGACCAAAAAAGGGAUAAAGAGGAGAAGACAAACAAGAAGGAAGAUGCGAUGGAGGGGUCGUCAAAGGGAACUUUGAAAGCUUUAGCGGAGCGAUAUGUGCGCCCACCGAUAGGCACUUGUUACAACUGCCGGAAACAUGGGCACCAUUACGGGGAUUGUUCGGAAAAGCGACAGAAGUUUUGCAGGCUAUGCGGCUUCCUGGACGUCAUUACGCCGGAAUGCCCUUUUUGCCAAAAAAACGAGCAGAAUUCAGCUUGAGAAGG